Conger conger (European conger) is the source of this 2966-nucleotide messenger RNA. RefSeq names its product T-box brain protein 1-like. NCBI's taxonomy places the organism in Eukaryota, Metazoa, Chordata, Actinopteri, Anguilliformes, Congridae. Bases 2 to 2032 code for a protein of 676 amino acids. Gene Ontology annotation, biological process: positive regulation of DNA-templated transcription; commitment of neuronal cell to specific neuron type in forebrain; regulation of transcription by RNA polymerase II. Gene Ontology annotation, molecular function: DNA-binding transcription factor activity, RNA polymerase II-specific; RNA polymerase II cis-regulatory region sequence-specific DNA binding. The transcript has 6 exons. The record is from RefSeq and is a predicted model, not a curated record. Gene Ontology annotation, cellular component: nucleus.
UAUGCAGUUGGAACAUUGCAUCUCGCCAUCAAUCAUGCUCUCCAAGAAAUUUCUUAAUGUGGGCAGUGGCUAUCCCAACACAGACGGAUCGGAGCUCGCAUUGCAGGACCAUCCUAUUAUAGCCUUAAGUGACAACCUGGAUAGAAGUUCACCUCUGAAAAAAAUUUCCAGGGGGAUGACGAAUCAGUUAGAGGCAGACAAUUUUCCUGACUCCAAGGACGCACCAGGGGACGUCCAGAGAAGCAAAGUCUCUCCUGUUCUGGACGGAGUCUCUGAAAUUCGUCACAAUUUCGAUGGAUCUGCUGCAGAAAGGUACCUUCUGUCUCAGUCUAGCCAAGCCCAGCCAGUCUCUGCCUCUCCUACUGCCAUGUUUCCUUACCCAAGUCAACAUGGACCAACGCAUCCAGCUUUUUCUAUUGGGAGUCCGAACCGCUACAUGGCUCAUCACCCGGUAAUAACCAAUGGAGCGUACAACAGUCUCUUGACCAACACCUCUCCACAAGGUUACCCAACCGCGGGUUAUCCUUACGCACAACAGUAUGGACACACUUACCAAGGGGGCGCUUUCUACCAGUUCUCCUCGGCGCAAGCCGGCCUCGUGCCUGGGAAAGCUCAGGUCUAUCUCUGCAACAGGGCUCUGUGGCUAAAGUUUCACAGGCAUCAAACAGAAAUGAUAAUCACCAAACAAGGGAGACGGAUGUUCCCAUUUUUAAGUUUUAAUAUUUCUGGUCUUGAUCCGACGGCACAUUACAAUAUUUUUGUGGACGUAAUUCUGGCUGACCCCAAUCACUGGAGAUUUCAGGGAGGAAAAUGGGUUCCAUGUGGCAAAGCGGACACGAAUGUGACAGGGAAUCGGGUAUACAUGCAUCCAGAUUCUCCGAACACCGGUGCGCACUGGAUGCGCCAAGAAAUAUCCUUUGGAAAACUUAAGCUAACAAAUAACAAAGGAGCAUCUAACAAUACAGGGCAGAUGGUGGUGUUACAGUCACUGCACAAGUACCAACCCAGACUGCACGUAGUUGAAGUGAACGAGGAUGGAACCGAGGAUUCCAGUCAACCUGGCCGAAUUCAGACGUUCACUUUUCCAGAAACACAAUUCAUCGCAGUCACAGCGUACCAAAAUACCGAUAUAACGCAGCUGAAAAUUGACCACAAUCCCUUCGCAAAGGGAUUUCGGGACAACUAUGACACCAUCUACACAGGCUGCGACAUUGACCGGUUGACACCGUCGCCUGGUGACUCGCCUCGCUCUCAGAUCGUGCCUGGUGCGAGAUAUGCCAUGGCUGGUUCUUUCCUGCAGGACCAAUUUGUCAGCACUUAUGCCAAAUCCCGCUUCCACCCUGGCGCCGGGACCGGUCCUGGCACGGACCGCAGCGUCCCACUUAGCAACAGCUUGCUAUCCCCGCAACAAGCCGAAGAGACCGCAGCAGCCUCCCCGCAGCGAUGGUUUGUCACCCCUGCCAACAAUCGACUGGACUUUGCCGCCUCGGCAUACGAUGCCGCUGCCGCGGCUGAUUUUGCCGGUAACGCGGCCACCCUGCUGUCAUACGCAGCUGCUGGAGUCAAGGCGCUUCCACUGCCCACUGCGGGGUGUUCAGGUAGACCUCUGGGUUAUUACGCCGACCCCUCGGGCUGGGGCACGCGCACUCCACCCCAGUAUUGUAGUAAAUCCAGUUCAGUUUUAUCUUGUUGGCCAACAAAUUCCGGUGGGAGCAGGACUGGAACCUCAAAUUACCUGGUGGAUGAGGGGGACACGAUGACAACGGAAAGGUCUCCACUAAGUGCGUCCGAGGAUGCCAAACCUAAAGACCUGUCGGAAUCCAGCUGGAUAGAGACGCCUUCCUCAAUUAAAUCGAUCGAUUCAAGUGAUUCUGGAAUUUUUGAGCAGGCGAAACGGAGGCGAAUAUCACCUUCUGCCACGCCGGUUUCUGAAACUGCGUCUCCGUUGAAAAGCGAAAUGUUAACACCGCGGGAAUGCGAGAAGAAUUGCCCCAAAGACAUUGGCUACUACAGUUUCUACCCACACAGUUAGACAAUGACUCCAUGCGUAAAACGGUGGCCGUUGUCAAGAUUUUUUUUUUUAAAUGGGAAAUUGACAAAUGUUAAAUAUUGUAAAGCGCAGUAGCAUGGUUACAUUGUAUAUUUAUUUUUAUUUCUUAUUUAUAUAUUCGUUUGUAUGUUUGCCUAUUUGCUUACUUUUAAAUUGAUCCAGAGCUUUUCGAACGAGAUCUUAAAUCAACUAUUAUUAUUAUUAUUAUUAUUAUUAUUAUUAUUAUUAUUAUUAGAUCGCCCGACAGAUAAUAGGCUACUUGUUAGGUUUUUUUCUCAUUGCAAAGGCCAAAUUAAAAUAUAAUUUCCUCGAAACCAUCAAAAUGCAUUAAUUUCCCACAAAUGUUUUUCAUUAUUCGAAUGUCAUUGUAAUUAUGGAAAACAAUGCACAGGCAUCUUUAGCUUGUAGUGAUAUUGUGUCAGAUGUAGAAGUAUGUAAAAGUCAUUGAUUGGCAUUUUGAUAUUUCAAAAUCUAUAUUAAAAAACUUUUAUCGCUUUUCUGCAGAUGUAUAGUCACCAGAGUGAUGUGUACCGUUUUCUUGUUUAAAUAAAUGUAAGGAUACGAGGACUAAGGAAACUGUUUAGUAAAUCACAAUUUAGAUCGAAGCGUUAGUUAAAAGUCAAAACGACCUCAUUGAAUAUGUAGCCUCAUUUUAUGUUUGUUUAGAUUUUAGCGGCGUUCAAUUGCUUGGCCUAUAGAAUAUUACUUGUUCUCAGUUGUACAUUAUUUUAUAAAUAUCUUGAAAAUAUCUCCGUAUUUGACCAUUUCAUCCGUCGUGUGAAGAGAACAAAUAUUGUUUUUCGGCUUUAUGGCGUUUUUCGACUUUAGGCUAGUCUGUGUUUCAAAGUGAAUGUUGUGGUUAACAAUGUAUAUGUUGUCAUAGUGCAAACACGAAAUUAAAAAUUCAUAAAACGUA